Molecule: messenger RNA, 788 nt
Organism: Gryllus bimaculatus (two-spotted cricket)
Lineage: Eukaryota; Metazoa; Arthropoda; Insecta; Orthoptera; Gryllidae
Source: the annotation of a GenBank genome assembly
UGCUCUCUUGGUGUAUGUCCACGUGCUUUUCUGCGUCUGUGUCUGCGAGUGUUUACGAUUUGCGAAAUGGAAGCUACGCAAGCUGUUGCAAGCACAGGAGAGACGAGAUGGUCGAAGGAGAAUGUAAGAAAGCUAAUUGAAUUGCUCGAGUUGAGGGAAUGUUUAUGGAGGAAGUCUCAUGCCUUUUAUAAGGAUAAAGUGAAACGAAAUGCUGCCCUUUCUGAAAUGUCCGACCAGUUGGCAAGAACUCCAAAAGAAAUUGAAAAUAAAAUACACAAUUUAAGAUGCCAAUACAGAAAUGAAGUGAAAAAGGAAAGAACGAGGAAAAGUGGAGCAGGCAUGAAAGAGGAUUAUACCUCAAAAUGGGAGUUUUUUAAGUCCCUCAAUUUUUUAUAUGAAGGUGGAGAGACAGAAAGGGAAAGUGAAUUUGAUUCAAUGAGCAAUACCUCGAUUGAAUUAGAGCUUGACAUGAAGUCCCAAGAAAUAUUGCUUGAGAGUCAGUUGGCGUCAACCAUGUCUCAUGAUGCAGGGCCAUCAACAUAUGUGGUGUCAUCUGCCUCUCAAAAAAAGAGGAAAAGAGAAAUUUCCAAAGAUGAAAUUCUAAAAAAAUGCAUGACUGUAUUAGAGACACACAUUGACGAACACCAAGUGUUCGGAAAGUUUGUGGCAAGUGCUCUUAGAGAUCUGCCGGAGAGAUUGCAAUAUAAACUAAAAAUUGAUGUAACAGAGCUAAUAGUUAAUGCUCAAAAAGAGCAUUAUAGUUUAAUGCAAUAAAAAUUGUUAAGCUC